AUGUGUGAAGAACCAACCGAUAAACAUACACUUAAUUUAAUUCAUUUAUAUCAACAUAAACUGGAAAAUCCAACUUCAUCAGAAAGUGAAAUAACAGAAGAAAAUGAAUUAAAUUUUGAAAUUAAAUAUAAUAAUUCGUUUAUAUUGGAAGCAGUUUUUUGGCGUUAUAGAAGCUUUAUAGAAGAUUUUACAGUGAGGGGAGAUGAGGUUUUAACAGAUAAUGACGUUAUAGAACAUUUUGGUGAAUUAUUAAAUACUUCGGGUUAUCGAGGGGAAAUUAAGAUAACUGAUGAAAUAGGUGCCAGAUAUAAAGAAUUUUUACUGAACGGUCAAAAAUUGUUAAAUAUGAAGGAGCUGAAGGAAGAAAAUUUGCGUAAAAGACUUUGUUUAGUACACUCUUUUGUUACUAAAUGGGCUAAUGAUUCAAUUUUAAAUGAGAGUUUAAUGUGGAGUUCAAUUAUGAAUACGACGUUGGGAUUGCCAAUUAUUGUAGGUUUUUUCUGA
Molecule: messenger RNA, 504 nt
Organism: Meloidogyne enterolobii
Lineage: Eukaryota; Metazoa; Nematoda; Chromadorea; Rhabditida; Meloidogynidae
Source: the annotation of a GenBank genome assembly